AUGGAUGCCCACAAUAGACUACUUCACUCUGGAUUAGAAAGUACUGUCACUUCGUUACGACAGUUUUACUGGAUUCCAGCAAUCCGACAAAAUGUGAAAACAAUUAUUCACAAAUGUGUUACUUGCCGAAAGGUUACAGGAAGACCGUAUGCCACUCCGGACCCGCCGCCUCUACCUGCAGACAGACUAAGAGAUUCGCCGCCGUUUACUGUAACAGGCGUUGACUUUACUGGUGCAUUGAGCAUCACAACUAAAAAUGGAGUUGUAGGAAAAGCGUACAUUUGCCUAUUUACUUGUGCGAAUACAAGGGCCGUACACCUAGAAAUUAUAGAAGAUCUUACAGAAGAAACAUUUAUUUUAGCGUUUCGGCGAUUUAGUAGCAGGAAGUCGUUACCAAAAAUCAUGAUAUCAGAUAAUGGUACAACCUAUGUAGCCUCGGCAAAGAAAAUAGAGUUUCUGACCAAGUCACCGUCAUUAAAUGAACAAUUAAAUUCCUAUGGAACAAUAUGGAAGUUUAUACCGAAAAGUGCACCAUGGUACGGUGGUUGGUGGGAAAGGUUAAUAGGUUUGACAAAAAAUUGUAUAAAAAAAGUUUUAGGAAAGGCAUUUGUGAGUUUACGUGUACUUGAAACUAUCGUCACAGAAGUGGAAGCUAUUCUUAAUGAUCGUCCGUUGACGUACCUAUCAUCAGAUCCAACGGAUAAUGAACCAUUGACACCCUCACAUUUACUCUACGGAAGAAGAAAAAUGACUUUGCCGUACACCGGAACUUUAGAUGGAAACAUUGAAAAUUAA
Molecule: messenger RNA, 795 nt
Organism: Mytilus trossulus (common blue mussel)
Lineage: Eukaryota; Metazoa; Mollusca; Bivalvia; Mytilida; Mytilidae
Exons: 1
Coding region: 1-795 (264 amino acids)
Biological process (GO): DNA integration
Molecular function (GO): nucleic acid binding
Source: RefSeq, a predicted model, not a curated record